AUGUGUGGGUGGAUGGGUAAACCGAGUAGUCCACAUAUAGUCCUCGAGGAGAAAGUUUUCCCUCCAUCCUUCCGAGCACUGUUGUCUGUGGUUACCUUUCUACCGUUGUUUUACUGGUUCAAUUUGUGGGUGUUCACAUCCACUUCGUCGCAGGGAUCCAACGCUGAUGCCAAAGCUCCCUAUACUCUCUGGGGUCCAGCAUAUCGCUUCGCCGGCGUUUUCUGGCCAGUCGAUUGGCGCGUUUAUUUUGACUACCGCUGCCAUGCAUUUGUACUUAUUUAUUUGUUCCUGCACUUCUUGAUGGCUCGUUUUAUUCCUUUUGGCAAUCGAUGGAACUACAACACCGAGGCGCGUCGGGCGGGUUACAAAGCAAAUGGUUUGGUCCAUUUCAUGUUGUUUGGCGCAAUCUACGCUGUGGCACAAUUCGGACAAUUGCCGCAGCUGAGCAGCGUGAAACCUAGUAUGAUGAUUCCAAAAUACUGGCUGGGUUUGUUGGCUGCCAUGGGCAACAUCGCUACCGUCGCCGCAUGUGUGAUCCUUGCUGUAUCACGCCGUUUGCCGCGUUCUCAGUGUUCGUCGGAGGGUAAUACAGGUAAUCUUGUGGUUGACUUUUGGUUUGGCCGUCCGCUGCGACCACGUUGGUUCGGUUUGGAUUGGAAAAUGGUCGUUCAUCGCCCAGCAGCAAUCGGCUUAUUGCUCGCGGAAGUUACUUUUCUGUGUGCACAAUGGGAACGAUAUGGGCGCAUCAGUCCGGCUUUGGCCGUCCUGGUUGCUUUGCAUUCCAUCUGGCUGGUGGAUGCCGUUUCUGUUGAGCACACAUUGGCCACCUCUUUCGAGGUCCUUCAUCAUGGGUUAGGAUAUCGCUCGCUUGGAGGAGCGCUGCUGUUCCCUUUCCUGUACGGCUUACCUGCAGCCUACUUGUCAUCGAAACCCGAUGUUGGGCGCUUAUUUACACCUACCGGUGAUCCGGUCUAUCAUCAUUGGAUUUUAACUGCAUGUGCCGUCGUUCUUUUCUUCGUGGGUUAUUGGAUCUAUCGAUCGUCCAACAACCAGAAGAAUCUCUUCCGCAACCAGCCUAAUCACCCAUCUUUUGCUGAUGUGAGCAAAAUCUCUGGUCCACAUACGCAACGUCUUCUUGCUGGUGGCUGGUGGGGUGUUUUGAGGCAUCCCAAUUACCUCGGGGACCUUUUGAUGGCAUAUGCGGCCUCGCUUCCUUCCGAUGAGGUAAUGCUGCUGACACUGAUGUGUUCAUUAUUGGGACGCGAGCAAUGUUCACCAACUUACGUCAUCCGUGACGUGUUUACGGAACAGCUAAACUUUUUCGUAACAGAGCUUCGUCUGGAUCGGACGACCUUGGACGUCUUCGAACGUUUAGCCGCUGGCAUUUUGUGAUGCACAACCUUCGUAUCUGCGACCGUAUCCAAGCCUUUAGCUCGCUUCGUAGGCGUUUCUAAGCUUCGCUUUGUGGAAUUUACUAUGCCCAAGUCAAGCAUGGCUACAUCCACCGGAUCAGUCCAACACAAGCACUCUGGGGCAUCGUUAUCAAAACUAGCGAUGGAGCAUUCGGUCUUCAAGGUCGCAGCUCUAGGACUUACCGUGUUGCUCGCCCUGAAUCACACAGCUGCAGCUUCUGCACGUCUGAGUUCGGUUACAAUUCUAAACACUUCGAAGUCUGUUUUCAAACCCCGAAAGCCUGUCUACUUAGCCACCUUCAAUGUUCGCACACUGAAGCAAGCAGGUCAACAGGUGGCUCUUGCGCGUACGCUGGAUUCCCUCUGUAUUGAUGUGGCUGAACGCGAAAGAAGCAAGUCCGUUGGGCGGGCCACUCCCAAGCCUCGUGGUCGAACACCAUCGCGGUCUCGAUCGAGCGUGGGAACGCGCCUAAAAGGUGCUCGAGCCCCUGCCUCGGAUUCAAAAGUUGGACGUCGCCUGUCGCCAAGCUCAUCGAGCUCUUCAUCUAGAGGAUCUUCCCGCCAAGCCGCCGCUCGAAAACGUGUUUCGGAUGUCUCUGGGCCCAAACGCGGUCGACCCUCAUCCGUCCGCCAGCUGAAUCACACUGGGAGUUCUCCAGCGAUAACCCCAAAUAGUCGUACCGGUCGCCAGAAUGUAUCAGUUUCUCCGUGUCCGGUAAGAAAACUACCCGGUCGCUGUGCCGAAUUCUGCGGCAAAUUGUUUCGUGAGGCAAUAUGCCCUUCACCGCUUCUGGCUGCUCUACUUUCGGUUUCCUUCUUACCAUUUGUCUUGUGGCUCAACCUGUGGGUGUUCACGCCGGCUUCUUCACAAGGAUCCACCAAGGCCCUCUGGGGUCCCGCGUAUCAGUUCGCGGGUGUACUCUGGCCAACCGAUUGGCACGUCUAUUUUGACUACCGCUGUCACAGCUUCGUACUGUCCUAUUUGUUUCUACACUUCUUGGUGGCUCGUUUCAUUCCUUCUGGGUAUCGAUCAAACAGUAACACUGAUGCACGUCGGUCGGGUUAUAAAGCAAAUGGUCUGUUCGCUCUCCUUCUGUUCGUCGCAAUCUACGCGGUGGCUCAAUUCGGCCGGUUUACUCAGUUAGACGCGGUGAGACCCAGCAUGCUGUUUCCCAAGCAUUGGUUGGGUUUGUUGGCUGCCGCGGGACAAAUUGCCACGGUUGCUGCUGUCGUUGCCUAUUUUACUUCACGCCGACUGCCGCGCUCUCAGUGUGCACCGGAAGGGAAUACAGGUAAAUUCCCGAUUGAUUUCUGGGUUGGGCGUCCUCUACGCCCCCGUUGGUUCGGAUUGGACUGGAAGAUAGUCAUCUACCGACCCGGAGUGAUUGGCUUGCUGCUUGCGGAAGCCACCUGUCUAUGUGUGCAAUGGGAGCAGUACGGACGUGUGAGCCCAGCAUUUGUUCUUCUAUUUGUCCUACAUCUCGUCUGGGUUGCUGACUUUAUGGCCUUCGAGGUUCGUCACGAAGGAUUCGGAUACUACACUAUUUUGGGGGCGCUGAUGAUUCCUUUCGUGUAUAUCUUGGGUGCGGCGUACAUGUUGCCGAAACCAGACCUUGGGAAGCUGUUUACACCUACUGGUGUACCUAUCUACCAGCACUGGGCUUUGAACAUCCUCGCCGUGGUUCUGUUUCUGGUGGGCUACUGGAUUUAUCGAUUUUCCGACAACCAAAAGGACCUUUUCCGUCGCCAACCAAAUCAUCCUUCAUUUGCCGACCUUGCGAGCGAUAUGAACGCCCAAGUCGGUCAUCUGAGCUCCUUGGAAUCGCAUUUGGACGGUCGAUUCGGAGUCAAUACUUGUCACACAGACAACGGAGAUCGACUCCUCCAGUUGUGUGCUGAUCUCGAACUGUUUCUGGCCAGUACAAACCUUCAGCAUAGGUGUUCGCAUCGCGUAACCUGGCAGCUACCAACUGCGAAUCAACCAUGGACCAAGUUUGAUCACAUGGCCAUCAGCCACCGGCAGAGAGCUACAGUUCAAGACUGCCAGUCCUUCCGGGGCACACGGUGCCAGCACGCCUGA
This is a messenger RNA of Opisthorchis viverrini, 3492 nucleotides long. RefSeq lists its product as hypothetical. Gene Ontology annotation, cellular component: nuclear inner membrane; endoplasmic reticulum membrane. Gene Ontology annotation, molecular function: oxidoreductase activity, acting on the CH-CH group of donors, NAD or NADP as acceptor. Gene Ontology annotation, biological process: sterol biosynthetic process. NCBI's taxonomy places the organism in Eukaryota, Metazoa, Platyhelminthes, Trematoda, Opisthorchiida, Opisthorchiidae. The transcript has 15 exons. Bases 1477 to 3492 code for a protein of 671 amino acids. The record is from RefSeq and is a predicted model, not a curated record.